AUGGUUAAGCUGGACAAUCAGUCAGUGGUGGAACAGUAUAGUCGCCUGGUGAAGAAUCGUCGGGACACCUUACCGAGGAAGCGAUUCAGGAGUACAUAUGCAGGUAUCUGGGCGGUGCUUUGGCAGGUUGUGGAAUCUCGGCCAGGCAGGGUCGAAGUGAUGUGGGUCAAAGGACACAGCAACAUCCAUGGAAACGAGCUUGCGGAUCAGGCGGCGAAGGUGGCAGCACAGAGUGGUUCGGUGCCCGUGAUGGUGGAUCUCACUCAACAGACGGAUAUCACGGCCUUUGCACAUUGUUACGGCGGGCUUGUUGAAAUCGAUCUACGUCAGCUCCUCAAACAACAAUCGACAAUCCGUCACCAUCAAGCCUGGACAUCACAGAGACGGGUCAAGAGGGCGAUCCCUGACAUCGAUGACGUGGAAUGGAACUCGACCUUGGCGUAUGUCCACGACAGACAUGCAGUCUUCACUUUUUACAGCAACAGCAAGGACACCCAUCAACGAACACAUCACAUCAAAAAGCUGCAUGGAAUGCUGCCCACUCUGAACUCCAUGCAGGCUCGCAAGCCCAACCUGUACCCAACAUGCGUAUGCCGACGAUGCGAGCUCGAGAAGGAGGAUAACGAUCAUGUCUGGAAAUGCCCCUUGGCAGCUGAGACCACCACUGAGAUCUAG
Molecule: messenger RNA, 675 nt
Organism: Linnemannia hyalina
Lineage: Eukaryota; Fungi; Mortierellomycota; Mortierellomycetes; Mortierellales; Mortierellaceae
Source: the annotation of a GenBank genome assembly